AUGACCUCUACUCAACAGGACCAUGUCGUUCUUCUCGUCGACAACGAAUUCUUUGAGAACUUGCCUCCCUGGGUCACUGAUAACUUCACCGUCACCCCAGGAGGCUACCACGAUGGCCAACCAUCUCGCAACAAAUUGGUCAUUUUCGAGGAUGGCAGCUACCUUGAAUUCUUCAACUGGUACGACACGCCACCUUCUCUGGAUAAAGAGAACUUGCCCAUGAGAUUCUGGGGACCAAAAACCCCUGGACUCAUCGACUUUGCCGUCACUGACACAUCCGCAUCCGCCGAGGAGUCGGUUGACGCCGCCAAUGAGCGGUUGGCCGCAGGGCCUGAGAAGGAUGCCAGCCUUGGUAUCAAAUUCGGCAAGCCUAUUGCUGGAUCUCGCAAGAAAGCCGAUGGUAUGGAGAUCAAGUGGAAAGUUACACGACCCGAAUUCUCCAAUGGUGAAAAGACUCCUGGCCCAAAGCACUUCGCCAACGGCAGAAUUGACGUUCCGUUCUUCUGUCACGAUGUGACCCCGCGUACCGGCAGGGUCCCAAGUCAGGACGUGGCCAAGACAACUCAUCCUUGCGGUGCCACGGGUAUCGCGGCGUGCGAGAUCCUCGUACCCAAAGACCUGCAGACUGAGUAUGCAGUCGUCUAUUCCAAGAUCCUGGGCUCUGAGCUCAAAGCUACUGGAGAGAAGAACUCUCACACACUUGACCUUGGCGUUCCCCAGGGACCUACUCGUUCCGCCGUAAUUGUCCGUGCUGCCGAGUCUGAACAUGACGUUAAGCGUAUGGAAGAAAGAGGAAUUGGCUUCUCCGACCUUGUCAUUGCCGUCAAAUCCCAUGGUCCCGGCGGCGAGAAAAAGCGCCAGUUGGGAUCCACUGGUAUCGAGUCCACCAUCUGGCUGGAGGAAGCUGAGUAG
Fusarium fujikuroi IMI 58289 is the source of this 912-nucleotide messenger RNA. RefSeq lists its product as uncharacterized. Bases 1 to 912 code for a protein of 303 amino acids. The record is from RefSeq and is a predicted model, not a curated record. Lineage: Eukaryota; Fungi; Ascomycota; Sordariomycetes; Hypocreales; Nectriaceae. The transcript has a single exon.